This is a messenger RNA of Zophobas morio, 908 nucleotides long. RefSeq lists its product as uncharacterized. NCBI's taxonomy places the organism in Eukaryota, Metazoa, Arthropoda, Insecta, Coleoptera, Tenebrionidae. The transcript is spliced from 8 exons. The record is from RefSeq and is a predicted model, not a curated record. The coding region runs from base 80 to 769 and encodes 229 amino acids.
CUCUCCUCUAGGAUGUAUUUUGUUUUUGUUAUACUACGCACUUAAAAAGUUUAUUUUUACUUUCGACGCUAUUACAUGGAUGAGUAUAAUGGAAGAUAACAAUUUAGAUGUCGCGCAGACCAUUCGAGAAUUCUCGGAAACAGAAGCGGCUCUAGAGGUCGAACGUAUUUUAAAAGCUUUUAAAUUAAAUCCUUGGGAACAGCUUGGAGUUGAUAUUGAUGCCUCUACAGAAGAAAUAAACAAACAAUAUCGCAAACGUUCUCUUCUAGUUCAUCCUGAUCGCUGCAAGCAUCCCCAAGCUAAAAUUGCCUUUCAACUUCUAGCAACGGCUAAAAAAGAGAUAGAAGAGGAAGGCCGUAAAAAUGUGUUAAAGGCUACCGUUAACGAUGCAAAGGCGAUGAUUAUUCACCAGCGCAAACUCAAACCAGGAGAUCCAUACUUAAAAACUUCUGCUUUUGAGCUGGAACUGAGAAAACAAGUUAAUAAAAUCUUGGCUGAUAUCGAGUGGAGAAAAAGGCAACUAGAGAGAAGGAUGACAGAAGAAGAAGGCCGCGCAAAAAAGGAGGAGGAAGAGAAAAAGGAAUUGAAAAGGAAAAAAGCGGAAGCUGAAAAAAACUGGGAAGACCAGAGAGAUUCAAGAGUCGCUGAAUGGCGCAACUUUUUAAGCAAAGAUAAAAAAAGAAAAACCAAAAGAGUGAAAAAGGAAUCUGAACUAAGUAAUUCCGUGGCUAUGAAAAUUGCUGAAUCCAAAACCACUCUUCCGGCUUAGUCUGAUACAACAGUUUACAAUAAUAGAAGAGCUAUUAUUGAUUAUUAUAACAACUUUUCUUUAAUUUUUUAAUGUUUUGCUUUUCUAUUUGCUGAACUUAAGAAGUUGAUAUGAUCGGAAUAUACUUUACGGGCGCGUG